Nematostella vectensis (starlet sea anemone) is the source of this 2440-nucleotide messenger RNA. RefSeq names its product delta-type opioid receptor. Gene Ontology annotation, molecular function: G protein-coupled receptor activity. The record is from RefSeq and is a predicted model, not a curated record. Gene Ontology annotation, biological process: G protein-coupled receptor signaling pathway. NCBI's taxonomy places the organism in Eukaryota, Metazoa, Cnidaria, Anthozoa, Actiniaria, Edwardsiidae. The transcript has a single exon. Gene Ontology annotation, cellular component: membrane. Bases 597 to 1697 code for a protein of 366 amino acids.
AUUACACAGGUAAACAAUAAAUAUUGGUUGAAAAGUGCGCUGGUUUGGCAAAAAAAUUUCACUAACAAUACAAUUGAUUUAAAGCUUUCAGAAAUAAUUAUCUUAAAUUGUCUGUCUUUUAUUGCGAAAGGCAAAACUCUUGGAGAGUUCCAGAAGCUGAGCAGGUGUGAGGUGUUUUCAUUUGCGUGGGUUAUUUGAUGUCUUUAUUUGGUUUAUUUGGUCAGCUGGUGGAUGUAAAAACAGUGACAGCUUAUCGCUAGACCGGUGGAUGUGUUGUUUUUAUGUUUGUUGUAGAAGGGGAGCAUUGAUGGUUUGUUUCUUUGCAUUUCAGUAAUUCCUGGCAAUUUAAGAAGGAGGCUGUUAGUUCCUACUUUGGUUCAUCAUUUGGCUCCGUGUCGGAUUUACAGAACGAACUGAUGACAGCAUAGAGUAAUUCUCGGGAGAGAUAAUUUGCUUGGUGAUAAGAUAAAGGUCAAAAAAGUAACUCUAUGUAAGUAAGCAACGGAGAGUUUUAAUUCGAUUAUUCCAUAACGCUUGUGAGGGAUAAUUUAUUGGACAAACGAAAAAGACAAAUUGUUUAUUCAAGUACCGUUUAUAUGGCGACGGAGGCUUUCAAUACGUCGUUUACAGGCUACAAUUCCACAAGAAAUGACAGUAAUACCACGUUAACGGCGAAUUACGGAGUUGGUCCCAUUGGAAGCGAGGAUAUCAAGCUCAUAGCUACCAUAUUCUUUAGUGUAAUAAGCGCGCUAGGAGUGACGGGAAAUCUUCUAGUCAUCAUUACACUGAUUCGCUGGCGGGAAAUGCGCACGCCUUGUAACUACCUGAUCGCUAACAUCAGCGCCGCUGACCUCAUAGUCACUCUGAUGCUGUCGCCGCUUAGAGUCGUGGAGCAGUACACUCGAGGCUGGAUUUUCGGGGAGGUGCUGUGUUACGUGUUUGCGCCUCUGCAAGACGCUCUCGUCUCCGUGUCUGUGUUUACAUUCACGGCAAUCGCUCUUGAGAGAUACCGCGCCAUCAUACACCCGUUCAAGCCAAAACUUAAUAAAUCUCAAGUAAAGGUUCUUAUUGCGCUGAUUUGGGUUUUUUGUUACUCGGGCACUGGUCUUCCUCUGGCUUUCUUCGUCACGUACGCCAAAAAGGGACAAGGUUACCUCUGCUUUGCCGCUAUUCCAAAGGAUUACUUCUAUAUAUUUGCACUGUAUUUAGUGAUCGUCUUUAUUACCUUACCGCUACUGCUUCAGAUGGUUUGCUAUGGCCGCGUCAUCUGCGCCUUAAAAGCAAAAGACGCCAUUCAGAAACAUGACAACAGCGACUCUCUGGUUCAACGAGAAGUUUCCAGGCAAAGACUGGACAAACGAAGGCGACUGGUCAAGAUGCUUAUUGUGCUAAUGGCUGUAUUCCACGUUUGUUACGUCCCACGUGGGGUCAUCAUGCUAAUAACCGAAUUCGCGCCAUUUCUGAGGCAUUCUAUCGCGUUUGCAUUCGCCGACAUAUCCACCAUGUUGCUCUACUAUAUCAAGCACAUCAUGAAUUCCAUCAUCCUCUGCUGGAUGAGUGCAGACUUUCGCGGAUGUUUCGCAGGAGUCUGCUGUUGUGGUCAGCGUAAGGAGCAUGCGCGAAUGGGAUCAGAGCGGAUAAGGCUGACGUCUGCGGUGAAGGAUAAGUCGGCGGACUCAGAGCAAAGCAAACUGUGAGCAAAAUAUUGGCUGUGGCUUUACUAUGAAAAAUCAACCCGCUCUAGCUGCAGAGCCAGAACCUUUUUGGAAGGUGCUGACAAAGAUUUAAUGCUUACAAAGACUGUGGGACAUUUUAAUUUUGACGCUUAAUUGUAUACGAGUCAUGCAAAAGUGCGGAGGGGUGAUGGGUUUCCACCUCGUUGAUGGGGAUCGAUUUGUAUUCUUUCGCAAGGAUAGUUUUUGAGGUGUAAUCUUAACAAACCAAAAGCUUUGACUGACGCGCAGGAAUAAACACUGUUGUUGUUUUUGAAGAGUGACGAUGCCAGCGCACCUGCUGACCGCAGUAGUCAUUAGAUACAAUAAAAUCCCUUCUCUAAUUAGUUAUUUAUUGCAGUGAGAACGAAAUAAAGGAUUGCACCAUUAGGUGGCACGGAUCGUGCCACUUGAUGACGAAAACAGAGUUCUCAACAGUAUAGACAAGGGUCGGACCAUGUGAUAGUUGGGGCGGGGGAGGGGGGUAUGGAGGAGGACUGUUGCUCGAUUUUUUUUCUCGGACAGUGUAGCUGCCCGAUUUUUUUUCCCAAAAGAUGUGACGGGUUUUUUUCUGCCAGUCUUUUAAAAUUACAAUGUUUGCACGAUUUUUUAAGCCUUGCUCGAAUCUUUUUUGGGAGGGAAUCAGCCACCCCCACCCCGUCAAAUGUCAAUGGUCCGUUCCCCUAAUGUAAUCUGUAUAAAGACCAAAUAAAAAGGAUGUAUGUAUG